This is a messenger RNA of Lytechinus pictus (painted urchin), 2137 nucleotides long. Its product is annotated as protein arginine N-methyltransferase 7-like. The coding region runs from base 87 to 737 and encodes 216 amino acids. The transcript is spliced from 4 exons. Gene Ontology annotation, molecular function: protein-arginine N-methyltransferase activity. The record is from RefSeq and is a predicted model, not a curated record. NCBI's taxonomy places the organism in Eukaryota, Metazoa, Echinodermata, Echinoidea, Temnopleuroida, Toxopneustidae. Gene Ontology annotation, biological process: peptidyl-arginine methylation.
UCUAGAAGCACUAUAUGAAAAUUUAUCCUUCUCCAAGUGGCACCUUGCUCAAUUAUAACCCGGACUAACACUUUGUGGGGGUACUCAUGGCUGAGCCUUUCUUCCUUACAAGUCUUUUACCCUGGCAUAAUCUCUACCUAUGGUAUGCUUGGUCUGCUCUGCGUCCUCUCCUUGCACCCGAUGUCAAAAUACUGCCCUCUAGAGGUAAACUCAUUGGCAUUGCCAUUCAAUUUGAUGACCUUUGGAAAUUUCAUGCCCCAGUGAGGACUCUAGAGGACUUUGAUGUUAGAAUCUUUGAUGAUAUAGUACAGAAGUCAUCUGAGUGUACUGAUGCACCUACGGAACCUCAUCAUCUCUGGGAGUAUCCUGGUCGACCUUUGACCCAACAGUUUGAACUCAUGACCUUUGACUUCUCAAAACCAAUUCCUGAAGGGAAGUCGGUAAGGAAUGGAGUCGUUGAUUUCUGCAGGGAUGGUACUUGUCAUGGUAUUGCAUUGUGGAUGGAGUACGAAUUGGAUGACACAACAACCAUCUCGACUGGACUACAAGAUGAGGUCAAAGGGUCUAGUGAGACUAGUAGUAGACUUGUCUGGGACAUGCACAGCAAGCAAGGUGUCCAUUUCAUCAAGGCUAACCCGGAAGUGAAAGAAGACGAGAGUUUGAACUUUGAGGUCACAUUCAAUACUUUGAGUGGAAAUCUUCAUUUUAACUUUGAAGUGAAUCAAAGAGAGAGAUGAUGGUUGAGUUUUUACCUGCUGUCGAUUUGAUAUUCAAAGGAAGGAGAUGAUUCCCACAUGCUUGCCUGUCAAAGCCACAUACUAACGUGAUCUUCAUCGAAGGAGUCCCGUAAAAAUGAUGUUUUUGAAGCCAAGACAAUAGAAGAGAUGAAUUCUAAGGUAACCUUCACAGAUGUGGGACCCGUAACACAAGGCUUUAAUAGCAGUCAUCGGAUAAUUUUUUUUUUCGAUUGAUUGCAUUGACUACAAAGUACAAUUAAUAAUGAAAUUCAAGCAUACUAUUAAUUGCUAACCUCUGUGUUACUGUGCACUGACGAUAUCAAUUUUUUUUAGUCUAUGAAACCUUGGCCAUUUUUUUUUAGUUAAGUAGUUUAGUGGCUCAACAUUAUUUAUACUCUACUGAGUGAGUCAGAAAACUAAAUUUCAAUGUUAUAGUAAAAAACGUGUCAUGAACACAUAAUUAUGUGUCCUGAGUAUCUUCUACUAAACAAUUUGAUACCAUCUUUAUGUGGUAUGUGUUUAUGCCUGGAUAGUCAGGAGGUAUUCUUUGCUCUGAUGCACAAUUUCAUUUGUGUCAAAGUAUGGCAUGACUGAAAUGAAUGAAUAGCCAAGGUUCCAGAGUCUCUUUAAAUUAAGCUCUAAAUAUUAUCAUUGCCAUUUUCCUCUACAAAUGGUUGGAAAAACUUGAAUUGGCAAAUAUUUAAAUCAAGCAAAUAAUUGCACAUACAAGCAUAUGUAAUUACAACUCGCCUGAUACAGAGUAUGACAUAGAAUUCAGGCCAGUGGGACGCACUCUUAACUAAACCUGCUUAUAAGAUUGGAGUUUUUCUUGAGCAAAUACUUGGCUAGCAAGCAGUGGAAAUGCAUAAGUUGCAUUGUUGUGCUUAGAAGCUUAGAUUGGUCUGAGAUUUGUCCAUGUCACUUUUCGCUUAGUAUGGGGCUUAAAAAAAAGAAAUAUCAAGUUCAUUAGGACCUAUUGUAUCGAAAUUAUGCAUUUACAUGUGUUAAUUAGAUGAUGAAUAGAUGCUUGAGGUGAGGCUGUGUUCAAAAUAUUGCAAAAAGCAGUAAAAUUGGAGAAAUGGCCUAAACAAGACCAAGUAGAUCAUACUAGAAUAAUUAAAUACAUUCCUAUUUUUAUUAUAUUUGAUUCUUCCAGAUCAUGAUAUUUUAUAAACAGCUUGGGUAUUUUGUGCAUACGGCUCCUUGAUAGAGUAUAGCUUGAUUUUUCAUAAGUUUUGCUUAUUCUCCCGAAGAUGAGAAGAACACACUUAUCAAAACGUCGAGUUUGGGUGGUCCUAUUCAGGUCCAACACAUGCCCAUGGAAGAAUACAUGGUGUACCGUGAAACCACUACACUGUUUUCUGUACAUUUCGAAUAAACCUGCAAGAUAAUUUUUAUAU